Messenger RNA from Arabidopsis lyrata subsp. lyrata, 887 nucleotides. RefSeq names its product pathogenesis-related protein 1. Bases 184 to 741 code for a protein of 185 amino acids. Gene Ontology annotation, cellular component: extracellular region. The transcript has a single exon. The record is from RefSeq and is a predicted model, not a curated record. NCBI's taxonomy places the organism in Eukaryota, Viridiplantae, Streptophyta, Magnoliopsida, Brassicales, Brassicaceae.
UGGGUUAGGGUGUUCCCGACUAGUUACCGACCGUAUUAAAUGUUGGUGUAUGUUUUGUCUCGUAUCAAAAGGUGAAUGUUUAAACCCAUAAAAGAGGUUAAACUAUAUAUGUUUUUGCAAGACUUUGUUUAUUUUUUAUGGCCACACAAAACGUGAGAUAGUUUUCAAAUCUCUAUAUAAACUAUGUUUACGAACCCCAAAAUCACAACACAAACUAAGCUUGAUAAUAGCUAUCAUAUCAAGCUAAGAAAAAUGAAAGUCACUAGCUCCUCUCGAAUUCUAAUAAUCUUGGCAGCCCUUGUAGGUGCUCUUGUUGUUCCCUCGAAGGCUCAAGACAGCCAACAAGACUAUGUAAAUUCUCACAACCAGGCACGAUCGCAGGUAGGCGUAGGCCCCUUGCAAUGGGACGAGGGACUUGCAGCCUACGCUCGGAACUACACAAACCAACUAAAAGGCGACUGCAGACUCGUACAUUCCGGUGGCCCUUACGGGGAGAACUUGGCCAAGAGUGGCGGUGAUUUGUCUGGUGUUGCUGCCGUGAAUUUGUGGGUAAACGAGAAGGCUAACUACAACUAUAAUACAAACACGUGCAAUGGAGUUUGCGGACACUACACUCAGGUCGUUUGGAGAAAUUCGGUGAGACUCGGAUGUGCUAAAGUGAGGUGUAACAAUGGUGGUGGAACCAUCAUCAGUUGCAAUUAUGAUCCUCCGGGGAAUUAUGCGAACCAGAAGCCUUACUAAUGUGUGAUCAUGUUACAUAUACACACAUAUAUAUAUAACACACGGACCUGCAUAAAGGACGUGAAUAUAUAUUUCAAUAAGAAGCAUCAUAUGCGGUAUGUAUAUCAAUAUUUAUUAAAUAAUACAAAUAAGUUAAAGGCCUCUAA